ACUUGGUUUUGUUCCCCUAAAGAUCUUCCGCGCUGGGGUUUCUCCGUUGCCGGCUUCAUCGGUAGGUUUUGCUUCCAAGGUCGGUUCAUCUGGUCAUCUCUGAAGGGCUUUGAUCUCACCACAAGGGUUGGACUUCUGUUUAGAUUUUUGGACCGGAGAUGCCUCCUCGACCGGCGAAGAAGGGUUCGGGAGGGUCAACGGGGGCGAGAAAGACGGCGGCUAGGACGGCUAAGGGGACCCUGAAGGCCAAGAACCAGGCCGAGGUGAGCGAGGAUCGCCCCAAGGUGGAAGAGCCCCGCGCUCCCGUUGAGGAGGUGAAGGAGGAGAGCAAGGUCGAGGAAGUCGUCGUGGAGAAGACCGUCCAGGAGAGGCCGGUCGUGUUAGAUUCCAGUCAGAAUGACCCUGAAUCGGUGGAUGUUGAAUAUGAAGAAGAUGUGAAGGAGGUUUACUCGGAAGAAGAUAAAAAUGAAAGGUUAGAGUUGGAGGACAAUGAACCAGAGUAUGAACCUGAAGAAGAUACUGCUGUAGAUUAUGAUGAGAAGUAUCCGGAGAAUGAAAUAAUAGAAGAUGAUGUUGAUGAAGGUCAGGAGGGUGACGAGGGUGAUAUGGUCGAAGAGGAAGAAGUUGACGUGGGUGAUGAGGAGAUUGAGGAUGGUGGAGAAGAUUUAGAAGGUGAAGAGGAAUUUGAAAAUGCGGAGGAAGACCAGAUUGAUGCUGAAGAAGAUCACCAUGAAGUUGUUGAAGAGCAUAGAAAGCGCAAGGAGUUUGAAGUAUUUGUUGGUGGCCUAGAUAAAGAUGCUAAUGAAAACGAUCUCAAGAAAGUUUUUUCUCAAGUUGGUGAAAUUACUGAAAUCCGGCUUAUGAUGAACCCGAUAACAAAGAAGAACAAAGGGUUUGCAUUCCUGCGUUUUGCUACUGUGGAGCAGGCAAAGCGUGCUGUUUCAGAGCUCAAGAAUCCUGUGGUGAGAGGUAAGCAGUGUGGUGUUGCUCCAAGUCAAGACAGUGACACACUCUUUGUGGGUAAUAUCUGCAAGUCAUGGACAAGGGAACAUUUUAAGGAGAAACUAAAAAGCUAUGGAGUUGAAAAUAUGGAAGAUUUGACGUUGGUUGAAGAUACCAACAAUGCAGGAAUGAACCGUGGUUUUGCGUUUCUGGAGUUCUCAUCACGCUCUGAAGCAAUGGAUGCUUAUAGGUGCUUGCAGAAGAGAGAUGUAGUAUUUGGAGUUGAUAGGACUGCUAAGAUUGCCUUUGCAGAUUCUUUUAUUGAGCCAGAUGAUGAAAUCAUGGCACAGGUUAAAACUGUUUUUAUUGAUGGGUUGCCUGCCGUAUGGGAUGAGGACCGUGUAAAGGAUUACCUGAAGAAAUAUGGCAUAAUCGAGAAAGUAGAGCUUGCUCGCAAUAUGCCAGCUGCAAAGAGGAAAGAUUUUGGAUUUGUUACUUUUGACUCCCAUGAUAAUGCUGUUGCGUGCGCUGAAGGCAUCAAUAAUGCUGAACUCGGGGAAGGUAAUGACAAGGUUAAAGUUAGAGCUAGAUUGUCAAGACCACAUCAAAGAGGUAGAGUGAAACACGAUCCUCGGGGAAUUUUUAGGGUUGGCAGGGGAGCUCCUCGAGGUGGCCGUGUGCCUUAUGGUCGCCCUCCACCUCGUAGAUUCCCAAGUUAUGCCCCUAGAUCAAUUAUUGCUCGUGGUAUGCCAAUUGGUGGUCGUGGAUUGAGGAGACCUUUUGGAUAUAGAGAUAGACAUUCUGUGAUGGCAGUAGCAGAGAGGGCAAGACGAUUGCCGCCACCUGAGAGGUCCUAUGACAGAAGACCACCUGCACCAGUUGCUCCAUACCCAAAGUUCAGUGCUAGGAGGGACUACGGUAGGCGUGAUGAGCUGCCACCUCCUAGAAACAGAGCCAUUGCUGAAUAUGCGUCCAGAGUUCCCACAGAGAGACACUUGUCUUACAGAGAUGAUUACUCCCCCCGAGGGCCUGGUUAUAUGGAUAUUCCAGCACGCAAUGCUUCUCGCCCUGGUGAUAGACGAACUUUCAUUGAUGAUGGUUAUGAGCGAAAACUUGAAAGGCCUGUCACUACUUAUCGAGAAGGACGUAGCCGAGACUAUGAUUCAAUUUCUGGAUCAAAACGUCCUUACUCAGAUCUGGAUGACACUCGUUAUGCUGAUGUAAGUCUACGUCAGUCAAGGGCUCGCUUGGAUUAUGCUGUUAGUGGCAGUGGUUCUCAGUAUGGAGAUGCUUAUAGUGAUAGGCUUGGUCGGUCUCAUAUGGGGUAUAGUGGUAGUCGGUCUUCAGUUUCUGAUCAUGAUAGUUUAUAUGGGAACCGUCAGGGAAUGACUUAUGGUGGAGGCUCAGUCAGCGGCAGUGGUGCUGGUGGAAUGUACUCGUCAAGCUUCAAUGGUGGCUAUAUGUCCCGUGGUUCUGAUAUUGGUGGUGGCUCUUCUUCAUCUGCAUCCUUCUAUUCUGGCCGUAAUGUAAGCGGAAGUGGAUAUGUAGGUGGUGGUGGGUCUAGUUCGUACUACUAAGUUGGAUUAGUUAUGUUUAUCAUCUGAUCUGAAGUAGUUAUCUUCUAUAUGGAGCUUUAUGACCCAGGUGUUCUUGUUUAGAUUGAAAAUGGCAGGUAAUGACUUUGAUUCACAUCCUAUUAUUUUUUAUUUUUUAUCCAUCUUAUUUUGGUAAAAUUGACUUUUGUGCAAUUUGGAGUAAUUUUAUUCAGGUUAUUUAGACCUAGAGGACCUUGUUCUGUCUUUAAGUAGCAAUGAACUUGGUUUCCAUCUGAUUUUGCAGCACCAUACAUAUUUUAUAUCUACCGUGUUCAGUUCCCUUGUAUAGCCACUUAUUAGUGUAAAUUUGUUGGCAUUUUGAAGCACUCCCAGGUACUUCAUAGUUUGUAAUGAAUUGUGUUCAAAAAACUUAGAUGGUUUACACCAUGUGGAUACCAAAACCGACACUAGUGUCGAUACUCUGAGACUGCUACACCACUGAUCUAUAGGGUGGUAUACUGACCUGUUGCCAUUGUGACAAAGAGAAUGUGUAUAUGGUAGUACAAAACUGGUAUAGUACUUAUAUUCGAUAAAUAUCGGUUUUUAUGUUCUGGUCUGACCAAUAAUUUAAACCAUUGUUUACAGAAUUAUAAUAAUGAUUCUAAAAUUUAAGAACCUAAUCAAUAUCUAUGUAAAUUACUAAAUUUUACAAGAUGAUCGACAUCACAAUUUAUGUUUUUGAUGUAUUGAUUUCUUUAUACUCUACUAUUGUUCCAAACGGGAUUCUCAGAUAAUGUGUUUUAACUGCUAACAGUGAAAUGUCCUGUGAAUGGGAAAUGCCAUUAUUGGGUAGUGGGAUGAACAGUCUGAAAGGCUCAUUAAUAGACUAACUUGAGUAAUUUUGAUGGUUGAUGAAGAUGGGAAUGAAUUAUUUUGCAAGUAUUUUGGAGAGUAUCUUUUGGCAGAAUGCAGUUGUUUAGGAAUAACCUUUGUGAAGUUAUAACUAUUUAGGACAAGAAUAAAUGGUCACCAUUCAAUUGGUAUCUUCGGCUGGGGUGUCUUAUUUCGGUGCACUGUAUAAUUUAAUCUUUCCAUUGAAAAACCACUUCUUGAGAAGCUUAUGCAAUGGUUGAAGUUUUGAUGGGUUGAUGGAGAUGUUGGUAAGGAUGAACAAGUUACUUAUGGUUUUCCUCAUUGCGAACCAUAUCUUCAGGAUUUUUGUAUUCUAUUGUCCCUUGUGCUGGAACUUUACAAUUAUGAUGUUAGCUGAAUUAAUGUGCAAAUGACUGGUAAUGGCUUGGAAUGGUUUUUGUUUAUUUUUUAUUUAUUUCUUUUUUUGAAAUUUGUGUUUUGGUUAUCACAGAAUGACAGCCAAAUGAUUUUGAUUCUGAAGCUUUCUCCAGCUUGUCGCCUUCUUAAGUCUAUUAAUUUCGACUACUGGAAUCAUACCUGUUCUCAUCCAGAUCGAUACAGGUUUAGUACAUGUUGUGUAGCAAUACAUGGUUUUGGGUGGCAUGAUGGGUGGUAAGUAGUAGAUACCUAGAUCCAUGGAUGAAACCAUCCCUCAUCCACUGAAUACAGUAGCGGAGAAACCUUAGCUUAUCAGUUUUUUCUAUUUAACAUUGUUUCCUGCUGCUUUGAAUCUGUUUUAUCAUGCUAGAGUAGACUAUUGGGUUUGCUUGAUAUUUAGCUUCUUCCAAUUUUUUUGGAUGGAAUUCAUUUGUUACUGUCAACCAUAGAGCAGUUAUGUCAUUCUUGUCAACAGUUGCUGUAGCCCAAGUGUUUCUUGUUGUCAUACCUGCAUCUUUUUUCUUCUUUCUGGUAUCACUCUUGAGUCUAAAUUCUCUGCUUAGUCCAAGCUCUUAUGGGUUCUGUUCAUGAUUCCUGCCUCUAGAGGCCAAUGGUUUCGUCUUUUCUUUUUCUUGAUUGAUUAUCUUCAGUUUUAAGGAUGGAUAACAGAAGACUGUAAGCUUAUUGUAUAGUUGUAAGCUUUCAUUACUCGCUUUGACAGCUGCACAUGCUAUUGUAUUGUGUGGAUUGUGCAUCUGGAUUUGAUUGCAAAAGCAAGUGAUGUAUCAUAUUGUUUCUCUCUUUCCUAAAUUUAGUUUGUGCAGCUCCACCAUCCUUGUGGUGACAGGCAUUCAUGGUCCUCUUUUGGAUGCACUGUUUGAAAAUUUAGCGGUAUUUUUUUUUCCAUUUACUGAUGGUUAUUUGUAUUUGUGCAUGAUAGACUGAUCAAGGAUUUAUUUCUUUUUUUUUCCGCUUGACUUAUCCCCUGUAAGUUUGUGACUAAAAUGGUAGUCAGUAAAUUUUGUUGACCUUGCCCUUUGUAAUUGUAAUUAUCCAAGUACAUGUUAUGUUCCGAUCAA
Musa acuminata subsp. malaccensis (wild Malaysian banana) is the source of this 4846-nucleotide messenger RNA. Lineage: Eukaryota; Viridiplantae; Streptophyta; Magnoliopsida; Zingiberales; Musaceae. The record is from RefSeq and is a predicted model, not a curated record.